GGGAAAAUAUGAAUAAGGAAGUUUUGAAAGCAUGGAUGUUGAAUUCACAAUUAUAAUCAUAUUACUCCAUAAUCAUCUUUCCUCUUUAUACGCUCAACUUGAUAGCUUUAGACUGUCUAUUUUUUGUAAAAUGAAAGUCCUGUGAGAGAAGACGACCGAAGUUUUCAUUAUCUGAAUAUUGGAGCUGGUAAUUUCUACUGAUAUUUCGCGAUUAUUAUAACAUCAAUCCUGAACAAAGUUAUUUUAUCAUCUACACGGAACAAAAUUAUGCUUUCAUGUACAUAAGUGUGCCAGUUAGUGUGCGUGCAAUGCCGAACAGAGUAUAUUGGAUGAUAUAUAUGUGUAUGUUCCUAUAAAUGCAUUUAGUUAUCUUUUAUGAUUGUUUCUUUUUACCCAGUUUCCACAAAAACUAACAAUUCCAAGGUUAAAAGUUGUCAAGAUGACUGCUCUUCUCACUACUUUUAUUUAUUUUGCUGCAAUUUUACACAUCCCUUUUAUCAAAGGGAAGUUCUGUUCAUACAAAUCAGGGAGGAAGUAUAAACACACUGAAGAUUGCACGGAACUAGAACACUGUGAAGACAAAAACUUUGACGAGAUUAUUGGAGCAUGCCGAGAAUCUGGGAACCAAUGCGAACCCGGAUGGAUGGGACCAGGAUGCCAGUAUGUUAACCUGGCUUUUGAUAAUCAAAGCGGGACCAUGCAUUCGACGGACAUUUGAGUACAAUUCGUUUGAUAGGACCCAAAGAAGAACUAACCCUUCCAGGGGUAUUCAUCGUGUCAGCUGUUAACAUCUUUUUUGAUUCAAACAAUUUCUAUACAACGGUAAGAAUAUCAGUCAGCAAGGGCAUAACAGUUUAUGAUGGACCAUUGCGGAUGGAUUCCACUGUAUAUCUUAAACGUCCUGUGAGAACUCAAAGACUGCUGUUUUCAUUUAAUCGGUCUUUCAUGGUGAAGGAAGUCGAAGUUUUUGGUGGUAAAAAUGUGGCUUUGUGGAAAGAAACCUCACAGUCAAGCACUUAUGAAAACAGUUCUAAUUAUGCAUCAGACAAGGCGGUGGAUGGCUGGGACAGUGACCACUACUUUUUCAACAAUACCUGUAUACAUACUGAGCUUCGUGGAGAUAAUCCAUUCUGGAGUGUGAUGCUGGGCGAUUUUUACAGAAUAUUGUCAGUGUAUAUAUCAAACAGAGAGGAUAGAAGUGAACGAAUAAACGGGUUUACUGUACACGUGAAAACUGCCUCUGGAGAGGAACGCUUGAUUUACACUGACAAACAACAAAGCAAAAGGAAAGAUAUCUGGAUUGACUCUUCCUACAUGCCGAAUGAAUUAGUAAAUGAGGUUAUAAUCAGGGGUGAUAAUAUCAACCAUGAAAAAAUAAUCAACCUUUGUGAAGUUUACGUUUUAGCUUGUAUUCCCUCAAAAAAUGAAACAUCAGAAUGUACACAGUUGUUUCCUGAGAACUGCCACCCGUCCUUUGACAAGAUGAGUGACAACCUUGCCUGUCCUGCUUGUCUCUCAGGAUGGACUGGAGAUUAUUGUGAUAUAAAAAAAGAACAUAGAUACUGCAAAUACCAUAAGGGCAGAACAAUAGACAAUAAAGGAAAUUGUACCCGACGAGAGCACUGCCUUGGGGAGUUUCGGAAAUCCGAUGGACAAUGUACAUCUCCAAAGAACCAGUGUGAACCAGGAUGGAUGGGUCCGGGAUGUCAGUAUGUGAACUUGGCAUACAGAUCGUCCUCUUCCAUUGCAAGCCUUGAUGGAAGCUUAAAUACAUCUGAGCAGAUUUUAGAAAUACAAAUUGAAUUUAAUGGAAGUUUUAUAAUAUCGGCCUUGAUUAUUCAUGGUAAACAAUCAAACAAUGUGACAAUAAAAACUCCAAAAAACGAAACAUGUUACAUGGGUAACAUAAAAGAGGGCUCCCAUAUCGUGUUCUGCAAUUUUAUUUUGAGAACAAGAAGUUUGUUCAUUUCAUUCUUAAAAAAGCAAACUGUUAUGGAAAUAGAAGUUUUUGGAGGACGCAAUGUUGCACUGUGGAAAAAGACCACGCAGUCAUCAAUUUACAACAAUACUUUAACAUCACCUGACAAAGCUGUAGAUGGAUGGGAUAGCGGAGGAGAUUUAUUCAAUGACUCAUGCACACACACUUAUGAGAAACAUGAGACUAAUGGCCCUUUUUGGAAUGUUGAUCUUGGAAGCCCAUAUUCCAUUAUGUCAGUCCGCAUCGCAAAUAGAAACAAAUACGAACAGAGAAUAAAUGGAUUUCGAUUAUUUGGACUAAACUUUACAAACUUGAGGCAGUUGAUGUAUACAGAUCCAGGAAAUGCUACUUCAAGAAGUUCAGUUUGGGUAGACUCGUCAAUUAUGACAUCAUCUUUGUACCACACGAUCAUCAUUGAUGGAGAAUAUCUGGUUAAAAACGAAAGCAGAUACCAGAUUCUCGCGCUCUGUGAAGUAGAAGUGUUUGCUUGCAGAUUAACAGAAAAUAGAGGAGAAGACUGUGUUAGUUUUUGUCCUAAAAACUGCCAGCAAACAGAAAAGUGUUUGAAUAAACAGUUUACCUGUCCUAAUUGCAAUCCUGGAUGGAAGGGUCCUCAUUGCACACAAGGCAAUGUUUUCCUAUUUUAG
Molecule: messenger RNA, 2625 nt
Organism: Saccostrea cuccullata (small rock oyster)
Lineage: Eukaryota; Metazoa; Mollusca; Bivalvia; Ostreida; Ostreidae
Exons: 14
Coding region: 874-2625 (583 amino acids)
Source: RefSeq, a predicted model, not a curated record